AUGUCAUUAAUGAGUUUUCAAUUGUCAUUUUUUAUUUUAUGCUGUGACUUUAACAAUGGCAGAUCCGCGCAUCAGGCAAAUAAAAAUUAAAACCGGCGUCGUUAAGCGCAUCGCUAAGGAAAAAGUUGUAUACGAAAAAGAGGUGGAACAACAGAAAAAUAGGAUACAAAAAAUAAAAGACGAAGGACAGGACGAACACAACAUAAGGAAGCAGGAGGAGGUUCUUCAGGAGUCGCUUAUGAUGGUCCCUGAUUGCCAGCGGCGACUGGCGAAGGCUUUUGCAGAUCUUAAAAACACCCUAGAAAGUGAACAAGACUUAAAGGAAAACGAAGAUUAUAUUGCGGCCGAGCAAGUAUUAAAAGACGCUGAGAGCCAGCUGCCAGAGUCAACAUAAACUCAUUAAUAUUUAAUUUUUAAUAAUAGUUUUAUAUAUUUAAAGUAAUCAUGUCUGAAAACCCCGGCUUUAUUAAUAAUUUUCGAUGCAACUUUACAUUCCAAAAUCGUAUGCCUCCCCGUUAUCCUUUUCCACCCCCUGCCCACAUGCCACCACCUGAAAUAUCA
This is a messenger RNA of Nymphalis io (European peacock), 561 nucleotides long. It is a transcript of the gene Tbca, whose product is annotated as tubulin-specific chaperone A. Gene Ontology annotation, molecular function: beta-tubulin binding. The record is from RefSeq and is a predicted model, not a curated record. The coding region runs from base 56 to 394 and encodes 112 amino acids. NCBI's taxonomy places the organism in Eukaryota, Metazoa, Arthropoda, Insecta, Lepidoptera, Nymphalidae. Gene Ontology annotation, biological process: tubulin complex assembly; post-chaperonin tubulin folding pathway. Gene Ontology annotation, cellular component: microtubule cytoskeleton; cytosol. The transcript has 2 exons.